Tarenaya hassleriana is the source of this 1400-nucleotide messenger RNA. Its product is annotated as homocysteine S-methyltransferase 1. Bases 177 to 1157 code for a protein of 326 amino acids. Gene Ontology annotation, biological process: S-methylmethionine cycle. Gene Ontology annotation, molecular function: S-adenosylmethionine-homocysteine S-methyltransferase activity; zinc ion binding. The record is from RefSeq and is a predicted model, not a curated record. Lineage: Eukaryota; Viridiplantae; Streptophyta; Magnoliopsida; Brassicales; Cleomaceae. The transcript has 7 exons.
CUAUCGCACAACAUCUAUUUUCCAUCUCUCUGUUCUUCAGAAGAAGAACAGACCGCCGUUGGCGUUGGCUUCUUUCACAGCGAAAAGAGAUAUAAACCUCUAAUUUUCUUACGAGAAAAGAAGACAAAAUCUCUAAUUACCACAUCGAUCUCGAAGAACCCGAGGAGGAAAAGAUUAUGGGUUUGUCGAAGAGUGCGGCAUUGUUGGAAGAUUUGAUAGAGAAAUGCGGCGGCUGCGCUGUUGUCGACGGUGGUUUCGCCACCCAGCUCGAGAGCCAUGGAGCCGCCAUUAACGACCCUUUGUGGAGUGCCGUCUGUCUCAUCAGAGAUCCCGAACUCAUCAAACGGGUUCAUUUGGAAUACUUGGAGGCUGGUGCAGACAUCUUGGUAACUUCAUCUUACCAGGCUACUCUCCCGGGGUUUCUAUCAAGAGGAUUGUCGAUGGAGGAGAGUGAGUCUUUGUUACAGAAGAGUGUCAGAUUAGCAGUUGAAGCCCGCGACAGUUUCUGGGACAAUGCGAGCAAAAUUCCUGGACAUAGCUAUAACCGAGCUCUAGUUGCUGCCUCCAUUGGAAGCUAUGGAGCUUAUCUUGCCGAUGGUUCUGAGUACAGUGGGGACUAUGGAGAAAAAGUGGAUUUGGAUAAGCUAAAAGACUUUCACAGGCGCAGACUUCAAGUUCUUGUAGAUGCGGGUCCUGAUAUUCUUGCUUUCGAAACCAUCCCAAACAAACUCGAGGCUCAGGCAUGCAUUGAGCUUCUGGAGGAAGAGAACGUUCAGAUCCCAGCAUGGAUAUGCUUCAGUUCUGUAGAUGGUGAGAAUGCUCCCUCUGGCGAGAGCUUUGAGGAAUGUCUCGAACCUCUGAACAAAAGCAACAACAUAUAUGCGGUUGGCAUAAAUUGCGCCCCUCCUCAUUUCAUUGAGAGUCUCAUAUGCAAAUUCUCCAAGUUAACCAAGAAAGCUAUCAUUGUUUACCCGAAUAGCGGGGAGGUUUGGGAUGGGAGAGCCAAAAGAUGGCUGCCUUCCAAAUGUUUCGGCGAUGAUAAAUUCGAGAUUUUUGCGACGAAAUGGCGUGAUCUUGGAGCUAAACUCAUCGGAGGAUGUUGCAGGACAACGCCUUCCACCAUUAAAGGCAUUUCAAAGGUCUUGAAACGAAGAUGAGUUUCUUGGGAAGUUUAUCUUCAGAUGGGGAAUUCUCUAGGUUUUGUAUUUUUGGUUGUGUUAAACAUCGCUAGGGUUGUUUUCUUGUUCUUUACGUUACCGAUUUUGUCGGGCUAUUGAAUAGAAGUUAAGUGGGCCUUGGGCUUACAUGUAAAGCCCAUACUGUUUUCGAAUUGAUAAAAUAGCCCAAGCAUUAUGGGCCUAUCUUAAUAGACAAAUAUAUGCUAUACACCAUUUAAAUGA